Molecule: messenger RNA, 4104 nt
Organism: Vanessa tameamea
Lineage: Eukaryota; Metazoa; Arthropoda; Insecta; Lepidoptera; Nymphalidae
Gene: FANCD2
Product: Fanconi anemia group D2 protein
Exons: 1
Coding region: 24-4079 (1351 amino acids)
Biological process (GO): mitotic intra-S DNA damage checkpoint signaling; homologous chromosome pairing at meiosis; double-strand break repair involved in meiotic recombination
Cellular component (GO): nucleus; condensed chromosome
Molecular function (GO): DNA polymerase binding
Source: RefSeq, a predicted model, not a curated record
CGAUAUUGCAAUCGAUACUUAAAAUGAAGAUAAAAAGGACACCUCAGCGAGAAGUUGAUGAAAGCUCCAGCAAGAGAGUUAAAAGUAUAAACAAUAAUGAUUACUUUGAAACUAUUUUAGAUGAAAGUGGCUUACAAUUACAUUCACCGCCAGAAAAGUGUAUGACAUCACAUGAAACAAUUUUAAUUACUCGAAAUUUAAGAAAAUCUUUGCAAAAACAUAAAGAUUAUCCGCGGAACGUGUCCGAAUUCUUCGAAAACCUAAAACAAAGAUGUGAUGAUCAAACUUAUUUAAAACACUAUUUAUAUCCAAACAUUGUUCGAAUAGCCGGCGAAGGUUCUAGUGAAUCCUAUUUGAAUGACAGUCUAAUUAAAAUCUUAUUAAAUAUUCCUGUUCUACAAAACAAAUUGAUAGAUUACAUUUUUGAAAAAGCCAUUGAUUUAGCUGCUGAUUCUAAAUGUGGACCAUGGAUACAAGCAAUAUUGAAAUGUUUUUCUAAUCUAGAUAAUGUAGUUGACAGCGAUAAGAUUGCUAUAAAUCUUAUAAAUCUCUUAGAUGUAACUUCAGAAAAAAUGGUUCGCUUGGAAAUUAUAACUGCUAUUCCUGAUAUAAUAGGAGAUCAGGCACACGAGAAUAUAGCAACAGAGAUGAGUCGGAUAUUGAGCGAGGAUCAUGACCUUGUACCUGCUAUUUUAGAUUGUCUAUCUUAUCUAUGUUUAUCUGAUGAGCAAUACCAACAAUUACAAAAGAAAACAUUAAAUAUUUUAAUGGCAUUACCUAAAUGUAAUCACUUUCCGAAUUUUGUUAAAUUCCUUCUAAUGGCUGGACGAACUGUUGACAGUGCAUAUUAUGAAGCUGUGCUUGGUCUUAGGAAUGCACUUGGUUGGCCAACGUCAAUCGCAAAACCACAAGACAUUGCUUCUAGUCAGAUUUUAACAGUUUCUGCCAUAAGGACUUCUGUUGUAUCAUCAAAAGUUAUUGCAAAUGCUUGGUUGAAAGUUAUUACAAAUUGUCAACUCAGCGCUGACCAUAAACCAAUUGAUUUUAUAAUAAUUCUGAUUUUGUAUUCUACAACUGAAGAAAAGCAAAAGCAGGUAGAAAGUGUGAUUAAAAAACAAGUUAAAUUAAAUAUUUUAAAUGAAGAAUUGUUAGCUGAUGCUUUUGCGAUGUUUAAACCAAUAUUAAGAGAUUAUCUAAAAACACUUAUAAGUUUAACAAAUUCUCUUUUGAAAUGUAGAGGUGAUGUUGAAGUUCAGCAUUUUGCUUCACAUAUUUAUACUUUAAUGUUUUCUAAACUUGAUGAUUGCUGCCAAAGUGUAGUGGCAGAACUAUUGCAACUAGGAUUAGAUAGUAAACAAUGUGUUAUGAACAUACUAACAAUACUAAAUAAUGUUGCAGUUAAAGAUAUGUCAUUGUUAAAACCUCAAAGUGUUCAAAUGUUGACUCUACUCGAUAGAAUGGAUGACAUGACUUUAUCAGAAAUACGAGCUGUUAUGAAUUUAGUCUGUGGUCUUGCAUACAGUUAUGAAAAUUCAGUCAUUAGGGAUGACAUACAUAUGAUUGUCAGAAAAGAAUUAGGAAGUUCAAACCCAGUAGUGAAGAUCCAAGGUAUUCUGGCUGGAGUACAUGCUGUAAAAUACCUAAUGGCUUCAACCGAUGAAGAAGUUUCUAUAGAAUCUGUUGAAGAUGUUAGUUAUGGAACCAUUAACCAUCUACCAGAGGGUGAUCUCCGAGAGGCAGCACAGAUUAUAGAAUUAAUCAGUCGCAGUACAAGACAGUUUCCUGACAUGAUAGCAUUUUUUUAUGAUGAAUUGUAUAAAAUAGUGCAAUCAGUAGAUUAUAUUAAUUCACAUUUUCUCAAUUGGAUUACUGAAGCUGUGACUAAUGAUUUACAACAGAAUUUUAUCAUUGAUAGCUUGGAAUGUGAUACAUAUGAGGAGUUGAAACUGAACAUGCAAUAUUGUCUCAAUUCAGAUAGUGAAAUGGAUAAUGUUAUAGCCAUUAACAUUGGUGGAUUGACACUAAAUACAAGAAAAGAUAUCAGCAUUUUAAUUUUGUCUCCACUUUUCCAACUCGUCCAAGCUCUACAUACAAAAAAGCAUGAUGGAAAUUUGUCAAGUAUAGAUGCAUUGUUGGGAUGUCCUGUUAUUAUGCCAAUUUUUGAUAUUGAUUUAAUUGAGAAUAUGAGUAAUACAGCAAUCACACAUGUUUUAGAUUGUCAAGUACAUUGUGUUAAUUGGUUUCGAGAAUUGUUGAAUGCAUUUGCUUCUCAAAAUGAUCCAGCUUUGAAACCAAAGAUUUUAAACAGAGUAUUAAAUAUACAAAAGCUAGAAAAAACAAUAGAUGAAAUUUUGUUGCAAAGUAAUUUAGUAUAUAAGCCACCAAUAUCUACUUUCAAUCUAAAUAAUAGUAAGAUUCAUGCUUAUGAGAAAAAAAACAUGAAAGUGCAAAAUACUAAAUCAAAAAUACAAAAAAAAACACAAGAUGUUUCAGUUCUUACAGAGACUUUAAAAAGUCAAGCAAGUGUACGAAAUAAUAGUGCUGUAAAAAGCAAAACCACUAAGCAAGUCCAAAGCAUACCAUUUAGAUCAUUGAACUUGACAUUACUGAAUCUUCUGAAAUGUGAAUUGACUGAUGAUAAGAACGCUGAAAAGAAAUUAACAAUAGAAGUUUUUAUAUUUCUAUUAAAAUACAUAAACUGUCAUUUAGAAAACAUUUUAGUUUCAAAAAUUAAAAGAAACACAUUUCUUACCAAAAAAGAUGACACAGAAGCUUAUAAUCAUAAAAAAGCGGAAGAGUGUGCCCAGCUUGUCAAUGAAAUGCUGCCAAAACUUGUGGAUCACAUGAAGUUCAUUACAACAUAUUUAGAUGGAAAUUAUUUUAUUGACCAUGAACAAGAUGAUAACGACCUUUUAUAUGAUAGUGAUAUGCUAGGCUAUCUAUAUGGCCUUGAGCACAUAUUGAACAUUUGUACAACAUAUUUUAAAUGGAUUGGUUUUAAAAGCCAACAUAAAAGUUUGUUGAAGACUUCUUUACGUACUAUUGCACACAGCUUAGAUGGAGAAAGCUCAACUUAUGUUCAAGAUUUAGUAUUAUCUGUUGCUAAAUAUUUACAGAGACAUGAGAAAUACUGCAUUCAGCUUACCACAGCUGUAUCAUUGUUUGAGUACUUCAAAGCAAUUCAGGAAUAUUCUUCAAGUCCUAUGAUAACGCAAAUCAUUAAAGAGCUGGCAAAGAAAUUCCUUUCUAAUCAGUGGAAAACACCUGACGGUGUUGCUGAAAAGGGACUAUUUCUUAAUCAGUGUGUUGAUAAUUUUGCUAGAGUCUAUUUUACAAAUAAUCAAAUUUUAGAAUUGAAAAAUAUAACACUUUUAUUAGUCAAUGAUGUACAGGAGAUGACAAAAACACGUAACAGUACAUUAAAUUCAUUUCAAAGUGUUAAUAAGGCCAAUUUUCCCAUAAUAUAUAGAAAUUUAGGUGGUGCACUUUUUCUAGCAACCAAAACGCAGUUAAAUAAAAGGUUGACUAAUUGUGAACAUUUAGAUUUAUGGAAAAAUGUGGGAUUAAUUUUGAAGUGUAAGUUAGAAAUUGCUAAAACACUUGACAGCAGAAACAAUUUAGUUGCCUUUUUUAAGAAAACUCUUCCAAUUAUAAAGCUAUUUAUUUCCCAUGGAAUACCUAUAAUGGAGUUAGAAUUCAAAAAUAAAACACAGGAAAUACUUGAAUUAUUGAAAACUUUACAACAAAUCACAAGAUUCCUGCAGUCAUUGUGUUGCCAUUCUAGAUUGAAAAAAGAUACUGCAUUGAUUAAUAAGGUGCCAUAUGUAAGGCAACUGCUGGAAACUCUUUUAUAUAAAGUUAAAGCUAUGUUGACUGCAAAUAACUGUUCUGAAGCAUUUUGGAUGGGAAAUCUUAAAAAUAAGAAUAUUCAUGGAGAAAUUAUUUCCACCCAGGAUAAUGAAGAAAAUAAUGGAUCAGGGGAUGAUUGCGAUGAACAACUACCAGAUGAUGAUGAUAGUGAUGCUACAGAUGAUGAAAUGCUUAAUCCUGAUUCAAGGAGUCUUAGUGACAUAGUUUAAUUUUUUUGAUUUACAUAUAAAAAUA